AUGACUCAACCUCCUGGCUUUGUUACUAGUGAUAAGUCCCUAGUGUGCAUAUCUCUCCAUGCUUUAGUUUAUGUAGAUGAUAUUCUGAUCAUUGGCUCUAGCUCUGCUCACAUUCAUGAGCUCAUCAUCAAACUUCACCAUAAGUUCGCCUUGAAGAAACUAGGUAGACCAAGUUACUUUCUGGGGAUUGAAGUUAAGUUUCAGUCUAAUGGAUCCUUGUUACUUACUCAGACGAAAUAUAUCAAAUACCUUCUCUCUAGAGCCAAGAUGGAUGGUGCAAAUGGUGUUCCUACCCCUAUGCUGGGCACGUGUAGAUUGAGUAAACAUGGCACCAAUUAUUUUGCUGAUCCUCAACUGUAUAGGUCUAUUGUUGGAGCUCUCCAAUAUGUUACCCUAACAAGACCUGAUAUUUCCUUCAGUGUUAACAAAGCCUGCCAGUUCAUGGCAAGCCCUUUGGACACUCAUUGGGCUGCUGUUAGGAGAAUUUUAAGAUACUUAAUUUGCAUUGUUGAUUGUGGGUUGUUAUUAUCUCAUUCUGUUGCAGGUUCUAAGUUCUUUGUCCGUGCCUACAGUGACUCUAACUGGGCAAGCGAUCCUGAUUAG
Messenger RNA from Vicia villosa (hairy vetch), 603 nucleotides. RefSeq lists its product as uncharacterized. The record is from RefSeq and is a predicted model, not a curated record. The coding region runs from base 1 to 603 and encodes 200 amino acids. Lineage: Eukaryota; Viridiplantae; Streptophyta; Magnoliopsida; Fabales; Fabaceae. The transcript is spliced from 2 exons.